Molecule: messenger RNA, 1260 nt
Organism: Paramacrobiotus metropolitanus
Lineage: Eukaryota; Metazoa; Tardigrada; Eutardigrada; Parachela; Macrobiotidae
Exons: 3
Coding region: 209-883 (224 amino acids)
Source: RefSeq, a predicted model, not a curated record
AGAAAGGCCUGUCCCCCUCGGCCGCCCCUGGUUUCCCCCUGAUGCUGCAUCCGCCCAAACAUUCGCUGCGUUUAGUGAAGGGCAGCGCCUCGUCGUGGACGGUGGUGGCGCCUGUGCCGUUGAUGCCCGCGGCAGCCACAAACCCCUGGUGCAGACGGCGACGGGACUCCCCCCAACGGUGAUCUCAUCGGCUACAUCGCAGCAGCCGAUGAAGCUGGCGGCAGUGCUGGCAGCCAAGCAGAAACCCAAGAUCGCGACGACAGGGAUGACUCCGCCGACGCGCCGAGGAAGGCCGCCCGUUAAGAAGGGGAAGGGACGGGGCAAAGGUUGGCGGAAGGGCCUGGGGAAGAAGGCGGAGAGCGUGCAGAGUGGAUCGUCGUCGGCCACAACGACGGAUGCCGAGUCGUUUAGAUCCGAUGCCGAUACUGGCGAAGGGACGUCUUCGGGAUUCUCUCAGCAGCCCGACUCGGUGAUAUCCUCCUCUGUGCGGGAGGAUUCUGUAUCGGGUGAAGCGGACAGCGGAGUGGGUCCGCUCUUCACCGCCGCUCAGAAGGAAGCCAUGGCCGAUCACUACGGAGACACUGGCACCGCUCUCCGCUACACAGCCCUGAAGGAAUGGUGCAUGUCCAAGGGCGCAUCGCUCCUGCAUGCCGGAUCCGUGAGGAAUAAAUUCCGCGCUCUCCUUCAGGACGGAAUUGAUCGGGAAGAAGCGGGUGGGAUUGGUGUGGAAACGGUGGAACGUGUGAAGGAGGCAAUGGGACGUGUCCGGGAUCCGCACUUGGAGGAGUUCAAACGACAGAUUUGUCUGGAGAUUAUCCGCUCCAGGAAUCCGCAGUAUGGCGUACUGAGGAAGGAGGUCGAGCGCACUAAGGAUCCCACUUGAAUGUGAUCGCUUGGACACCGCAGAUCGCUUGAAUGGGAAGGUGGACUGCUACCCAUAAUCCACUGCUUUCGUGAUAAAGAAGUACUUAACUGAAAACAAUCAGUAAAUCUGAAUAUACUUCUGCUUUCUCUCACAAAUUAUAAUAAUUGUUUUUGAUAUGACUUUGCUCGAUUUUUUCAGUUCUUUUCUACAGCUCGGCAUUUUACAUGUUUUAUAGUGUUUUAAUUGUUCAAGCUGCUUGCUUUGCUGGAUUUUUGUCUUGAUCUCAUUAGAACUUCAGAAAACCCAGUUUGAGAGUCGCAGUUACUUUAGCAGAUAUAUGUUAACGCAAGAACUUACUACAGGUAGACGUCUGCCGACUUACAUAACUUGGCAUA